AUGUGUCCUCCAGCAGGCUGCAAGCACAGCCAACAAAACAAGCUGUUGGUGGUGUCUGAUACUGUAUUUCAAGAAAGACUUUUUCUGAGGAGCAGUGGAUUGCUCCUCUGUGCAACACUCGGAUAUUGCCCUUUUGCUGUUCUGAGUCACAGUGCUUUACUUCCAUUUGGUUUCUAUGCUGUUAAUUUGCAAGCACAAAAACAUCUUAGGAGGUUGAACUUCUCAGUGAGUUUGAUUUUAACAGAAGCCUGUAAACCACUUACUGCAGAUAAGGUGUCCUUCUGAAGGAAAAUAGCACUCAGAGGACCCAAGUCUGAGGAGCUGCCUGCACCCUCACUUAUGUCACAGCAUUGGCAUGAAGAACUUGAGACCUCCCAGCUUUUCUUCAGGGAGCUCUUCAUGCUCCAGAAUGUCUACCAUGCUCAUGUGGAUGCCAUUCAAGGAGCCAUUUCCCUUCCAGCAGACAGAUCUCUCCUGUGGACUGACCUCCACUGCCUGGGAGACCUCUUGGCCUUGGCCUUAGCCUGGUGCUACCUACUCAACACCUGUGGUCAGGACCUCUCCUUGAAGAACAGCAGUGAGACCAUCCACCUGCUGGAGGGCCUUGAGGGCAAGAACAUCACACCCAGUGGUGUGCUGCCACCUCCCCACAUCACCACCUGCACCAAAUACGUGCGCAGGGAGCAAUUUUACUCUUCCUUUUCUUUCAUGCCAUGGACGUUUGUGUGCAAGACACCCCCACCACAAAACCUGAUCAUCUAUUUUGGCUCUGUGUAUGUGGCUGUCACCUGUCUCUUUGUGCUGCAGAACCAGCAUGCUCUCCAUCUGCUGGACACCAACAGCCCCGAGGGGCACUUCUGGGUGAUGCCCUGCAGGAUUCCAGGUGAGCACGCUUUCACUUGUUUCUUCUGGGGAUAUACUCACUUCUGCUUGUUUCACACAUGGACAAAGCUGGAGAGGGACUUCUUUCAAGAGUAUGCAGUGUACUGCACUGUGCAGCUCACUUAG
Molecule: messenger RNA, 1008 nt
Organism: Ficedula albicollis (Collared flycatcher)
Lineage: Eukaryota; Metazoa; Chordata; Aves; Passeriformes; Muscicapidae
Gene: GCNT2
Product: glucosaminyl (N-acetyl) transferase 2, I-branching enzyme (I blood group)
Biological process (GO): transforming growth factor beta receptor signaling pathway
Cellular component (GO): membrane
Molecular function (GO): acetylglucosaminyltransferase activity
Source: RefSeq, a predicted model, not a curated record